Messenger RNA from Penicillium waksmanii, 1185 nucleotides. RefSeq lists its product as uncharacterized. Gene Ontology annotation, cellular component: kinesin complex. Lineage: Eukaryota; Fungi; Ascomycota; Eurotiomycetes; Eurotiales; Aspergillaceae. Gene Ontology annotation, molecular function: protein binding. The transcript has a single exon. Bases 1 to 1185 code for a protein of 394 amino acids. The record is from RefSeq and is a predicted model, not a curated record.
AUGGCUAGCUUAGCGUUGACGUUCAGAAAUCAGGGACGAUGGGAGCAGGCUGAGAAGCUCCAAGUCCAGGUGAUGGAGACUCGCAAGUCUCAACUUGGCGAGAACCAUCCUAAUACCCUGACGAGCAUGGCCAAUCUAGCAUCGACUUAUAGGAACCAGGGAUUGUGGGGAAAAGCUGAGCAGCUUGAGGCUCAGGUGAUUGAGACGAGCAAGACGAAGCUCGGCGGGGACUAUCCGGGCAUACUAUCAACUAUGGCCAACCUAGCAUUGACGUAUUGGAGCCAAGGUCGGUGGAAUGAGGCUGAGAAGCUCCAGGUCCAGGUGAUGGAAACUCGCAAGACGACGCUUAGGAGGGACCAUCCUAGUACACUGACGAGCAUGGCCAAUAUAGCAUUGACGUAUUGGAGCCAAGGUCGGUGGAAUGAGGCUGAGAAGCUCCAGGUCCAGGUAAUGGAAACUCGCAAGACGACGCUUGGGAGGGACCAUCCUAGUACACUGACGAGCAUGGCCAAUAUAGCAUUGACAUAUCGGAGCCAGGGAAGGUUGGAGGAGGCUGAGCAGCUGGAGAUACAGGUGAUGGAGAUUCGCAAAACAAAUUUCGGCCAAAAUCACCCUGACACCCUGAUGAGCAUGGCCAAUCUAUCAUUGACUUAUUGGAACCAAGGCAGAUGGGAGAAAGCCGAAAAGCUACAAAUACAGGUGACAGAGAUAAGCAGGCGAAUGCUCGGCGAGGCUCAUCCUUCGACGUUGAUGAGCCUAGGAAACCUAGCAUCCACAUAUAGGAGUCAGGGACGGUUAAAUGAGGCCGAGAAACUUGACGCGCAGGUGAUAGAGUUUCGGAAGACGAAGCUCGGCGAGGACCAUCCUGACACCCUGGCAAGCAUGGCUAGCCUAGCGGCGACGUUUAGAAACCAGGGCCGGUGGGAGGAGGCCGAACAGCUCCAGGUGCAGGUGAUGAAGACGAGCAAGUUAAGGCUCGGCGAGAACCAUCCCGACACGCUGCACAUUAUGGCUAAUCUUGCUUUCACCUGGAAAGCUUCAGCUCACGAUGCCGAAGCCAACAAUUUGCUACGAGUCUGCUUAAGCAAGCAGAAGCAAACACUCGGUCUGAACCAUCCCACUACUUUAUCUAAUUCUGAAACAUUGUUACAAUGGGAAACGCAGAGCUUAAAUCUGCAUACCUAA